AUGGAGAGGGCCCCCGCCUCGACGGAGCAGGCGUGCAUGCUGUGUCGCUGGGCAGAGGCUGACCCGGACAUCUGUGGGCGCAAACUGGAGAAGGAAGGGCUCUGUGCCCACGUGUUUUGCCUGUUUUUCGCCAACGAGCUUUACCAGCAACGGCUCAAGGAAUUAGGACUCAUGGGAUUUCUCCCUGAGGAUAUUCGACGCACCAUCCAGCGGGCAGCGCGGAAGGACUGCUUCGUCUGUGGCGAGAAUGGGGCCGCCAUCACCUGCCACGAGACAGACUGCGACCGCAGCUUCCAUCUCCCCUGUGCCGUGGAGGGUGGAUGCGUCACCCAAUUCCUUCCUCAGUACAGGUCCUUCUGCUGGGAGCACCGCCCAGAGCAGGCAGUGGAGGCGGCUCCGGAGGAGAACACCACCUGCCUCAUCUGCCUGGACCCUGUGGGGGACAGAAAGUCCUUCGGCACCAUGGUGUGCCCAGCGUGCAAACACGCCUGGUUCCACAGGGGCUGCAUCCAGGUAGGAGCCCUUCCCUUGGCCCCGGGCCACGGCAGGCGCUCAGCAGCACCAGGGCCACUCGUGCUCCUUAUGUUUCUCCUGCAGGGACAGGCUGCGCGCGCUGGCAUUUCUUGCUUCCAGUGCCCGCUCUGUAGAGAUAAGGAAGAGUUUCUCCUGGAAAUGCUCACCAUGGGGAUCCGAAUCCCCUUCAGGCUGCCAUCAUGGGAGAACAGCCAUGGAUAUGCAGCACUAUAUGAGAGGCACGGCCGCUGCGAUGCCAGCGAGUGCCUUUGUCCAGGAGGCAGGGAGCAGGCAGAGGAAGAGGGGCCCUGGCAACUGCUCCUGUGCUGCUCCUGUGCUGCCGAGGGCACCCACAGACGCUGUGCCUACUCGGGGAACAGCACGGCCAGCUGGGAGUGCAACAGCUGUGCUGGCCUGGGCACCGACUCCAGUACCGCCUCGGAGCUCGCCGGCCCCAGCACUGCCAGCCAGUCAGGAUCGGGGCCUUCCCACGACUCUCCGGCACCCGAGACCAGCAGCCCCAGCACCAGCAGCCAGGCGGCAUCGGGGCAAUCUCUCGCAUCUGUGGUGCCCGAGAUCAGCAGCCCCAGCACCGCCAGCCAGGCGCCAUCGGGGUCCUCCUGCGGCUCCCCGCCACUUCAGGACAGCCUCCGCUCCAGCCCCCCUGGGCCCGAGCGGGUGCGAGAAUGCUCCCGCUUGCAACGUCGGGCCCAAACACCAUACAGCCGGCCCAGCAGACACGGUGGCAGGAGCCGUGCGCCAGCACCGAGUGCUGAGAGCAGCACUCCCAGCCAGGCGGUGCUGGGGCUGUCCCACAGCUCGCUGGUACCAGAGACCAGCAGCCCCAGCACCAGCAGCCACGAAGCGUCGGGGUCCUCCUGCGGCUCCCCAGCACUGGACACCAGCAGCUCCAGCGCCGGUAGCCACGCAGCACUCAGGCCGUCCCAUGGCUCCCUGGCACCAGAGACCAGCAGCCCCGGCAGCGCGGCACCAGGGCCAUCCCACGGCUCCCCAGUGCUUGAGGGCAGCAGCCGCUCCAGCCCACCUGGGCCCAAGCGGGUGCGAGACCGCUCCCGCUUGCGACGUCGGGCCCAAACUCCCUACAGCUGGCCCAGAAGACGCCCUGAGAGCAGCCGCGCCCCAGCACCAAGCGCUGAGAGCAGGAGCCCCCGCCAGGCUGCGCUGGGGCCGUCCCACGGCUCCCCGGCACCCGACAUCGGCAGCCCCAGCACCGCCAACCUGGAUUCUCCAAUGCUGGAUUUCGCAUUCCUCUUUUCCUACUCCGGUGGCGCCUGA
Messenger RNA from Gavia stellata (red-throated loon), 1809 nucleotides. RefSeq names its product PHD finger protein 7-like. The record is from RefSeq and is a predicted model, not a curated record. Lineage: Eukaryota; Metazoa; Chordata; Aves; Gaviiformes; Gaviidae. Gene Ontology annotation, cellular component: nucleus.